This is a messenger RNA of Exophiala mesophila, 688 nucleotides long. RefSeq lists its product as uncharacterized. Bases 60 to 608 code for a protein of 182 amino acids. Lineage: Eukaryota; Fungi; Ascomycota; Eurotiomycetes; Chaetothyriales; Herpotrichiellaceae. The transcript has a single exon. The record is from RefSeq and is a predicted model, not a curated record.
GGUGCAUUGGAGACAUACGAGGACAUCGGAAUACACAAUACUAUACGUUACAACCAAAAAUGAAAUCCAACAUCCCCACCGAACUCACCACACCAUGGUGUCGACAAAUUCUAGAAGAUCCAAAAACCGAAAUAUUCGACAUCCCCAGCGCCGCCACCGAAACAGGCAUACCAGACAUUUCCAACAGCAUGUUUCUGCGAACACUGUACAAACCAGACGGAAUCCGAGCACAGAUCAAUUUCAUACGACCGACAUCCCAACCCGAAGCGGUGACGGGACGCGAAUUUUGCUAUUUGAUGUAUAUCGGCGACGGCCUCGAUGGUAAAACUGGUCGCGCUCAUGGCGGGUUCAAUGCUUUGGUAUUGGACCAUAUGUGUGGGUGGGUGGCUGCGACCGCCAGUUCUUCGCGGGCACCUCUUACAGCGAGCUUGACUAUUGACUACAAGGCUCCGAUUCAAACGCCGGGGAUUAUCUUCUGUCGUGGUUGGUUGUUGGAGAUGAGUGGGCGGAAGACAUGGAUUCAGUCGGUGAUCGAGGACGAGGAUGGGAACGUUCUGGCAAAAGGGAAAGCACUUUUUGUUACUGCGCGUGAUGAGGUGAAGAUAUGAGGAAUGACUGAUGGAUGGCUGGGGUUGAUGUUUCCUUUCUACGAGGGGGAGUGGCUGCGGGCCUUCUGUCUAAAAGCAGC